Messenger RNA from Hypanus sabinus (Atlantic stingray), 891 nucleotides. RefSeq names its product E3 ubiquitin-protein ligase TTC3-like. Lineage: Eukaryota; Metazoa; Chordata; Chondrichthyes; Myliobatiformes; Dasyatidae. The record is from RefSeq and is a predicted model, not a curated record. The transcript has 7 exons. Bases 1 to 891 code for a protein of 296 amino acids. Gene Ontology annotation, molecular function: protein binding.
AUGGCCCUAGAGGGGCUGGUCCUGGCUCACAACCACUUGUCAGAUCAGCCCUUGAUGCCCUGCAGUAUGCCUACACUCGGAGUUGACGAUGCUGUUAUCUACCUGCUGAGCAAAGCCUACUACUCCCAGUUCGAUAUGCAGGGCAGCACAGAUGUUUUAGAAGCUGAACGACACUUCAAGAAAAUCCUUGAGGAGUUUAGGGAUGAAGAUUGCAGUAACUUUAGCUGCCUGUCGUAUUAUGGUUUAAGUCGGGUCCACCUCAGAUGGAACAGAUAUAAAGAAGCACGGUCAUUCAUAGAGAAGUCUCUGAAGUUGGUGGAGAGUAAUUUAGUCCCAGGGCUUCAGACCUGGCCGGGCACAGAUACAGCAAUUGAAGAAACCAGGGAUGGUGUGCUGAAGGACCUGUUGAACGCGCUUCUUAAAGAGUGUUUGUGUCCACCAAAGCCUGAUGCUGUCUGCCAUUAUCGAUUCUGUUCCACCCAUAACAGCAAACAGGAUAUUUAUAGGUCUGAUCCUGACUUUAAGGGGUUUGUCCGAGUUCAUUGCAGCUAUGACUGCCGUAUUGAAUACCAUCUAUACUGCUGGAAACGCUGCAAAAUUAAAGAGUUCCAAGAUAAAAUAGAAAAAGAUAUUCUGGGUUUAGACUGCCUCACACCUGACUGCAUGGGAUGCAUCUGGAAGGUUGACAUUUUUCAAGAUUCGAGGCAAAAGACGGCACAAUCUACUGAACUACACCAAAAUAUUAAAGAAGUCUUUAAGGUACUCCAGGACUCUUUGGCUGUGCUCGAUCACGAAGUUAAACAGCAACAAUCUAAAAUCACAAAAUUACAGGACAGCGCUCAGAAGAAAGAUCUCUGCUCAUUUGGAACAAACUCUGUCUUUGACAGUUAA